This is a messenger RNA of Pleurotus ostreatus (oyster mushroom), 1020 nucleotides long. RefSeq names its product cis-Golgi t-SNARE syntaxin (gene SED5). Bases 1 to 1020 code for a protein of 339 amino acids. Gene Ontology annotation, cellular component: Golgi membrane; SNARE complex; endomembrane system. The transcript has 7 exons. The record is from RefSeq and is a predicted model, not a curated record. Gene Ontology annotation, biological process: intracellular protein transport; vesicle fusion; endoplasmic reticulum to Golgi vesicle-mediated transport. Lineage: Eukaryota; Fungi; Basidiomycota; Agaricomycetes; Agaricales; Pleurotaceae. Gene Ontology annotation, molecular function: SNAP receptor activity; SNARE binding.
AUGCCCGUGCAGGACAGGACACACGAGCUCAGGGCCUGCGUCGAUUCCAUACGAAACAGGUCCGUGCCCCCACGCCACGGCGAAGCAAAGCAACGCCUUUUGAACCAGGCAAAUGGGCGGACGGGCGGGAGCAAGAGCGAUUUCGCGCGCAUGGCCUCUGCGAUAGGAAAGGAUAUCAGCAGCACGACGAUAAAGCUAGGAAAGCUCGCGCAGCUGGCGAAGCGGAAGACAUUAUUCGAUGACCGGCCAGUGGAAAUUAGUGAACUGACGUUCAUAAUCAAGCAAGACAUUGCGAGCAUAAACAAGCAAAUUGCUUCUCUGCAGGCAUACAUCAAGCAACGGAAGGCACAAUCUACAUCCGUUGAAGGGAAGCAAAUCGACGAGCAUAACCAUAAUGUGGUGAUGCUGUUGCAGAGCAAACUCGCAACGACGAGCAUGAGCUUCAAAGAUGUUUUAGAAGUACGGACGCAGAACAUGAAGGAGUCUAAAGACCGCACGGAGCAGUUCAUGUAUUCCGCCGCAUCCGCUGCCAACCAAGCCCCAACCAACUCUGUGUUGUUCCAGCAACACAAUGACCCUAUGGGCGACGGCAGCUCGUUUCGCCAGGACUCCAAAGGCAAAGGACGUGCUGUGUUGAAUGGUGAUGUCCUUGCCCUCGAUCUCGGUUCAGCGGAAGAAGGAACAGGUGGGCAGCAGAACGGCGGAGCAUUCAUGCAGAUGGAACUUGUAGAGCAGCAGGACUCCUACAUCCAAUCACGGUCAACAGCUAUAGAGUCUAUAGAAUCGACUAUCGCCGAGCUCGGGCAGAUCUUUACACAAUUAGCGAAUAUGGUUGCCGAACAACGGGAAACUGUUCAGCGUAUAGAUGCCGACACUAUGGACAUCGCUUCAAAUGUCAGCGGAGCACAACGGGAGCUGUUGAAGUACUAUGCCAGUAUUUCGAGCAACCGGUGGUUGAUGUUGAAGGUGUUCGGAGUGUUGAUAGUCUUCUUCCUCGUCUUCAUCCUUGUUUCCGGCUAA